Trichomycterus rosablanca is the source of this 3144-nucleotide messenger RNA. RefSeq names its product protein FAM107B. Gene Ontology annotation, biological process: regulation of actin cytoskeleton organization; actin filament polymerization; actin filament bundle assembly. Lineage: Eukaryota; Metazoa; Chordata; Actinopteri; Siluriformes; Trichomycteridae. Bases 199 to 768 code for a protein of 189 amino acids. Gene Ontology annotation, cellular component: stress fiber; synapse; neuron projection. The transcript has 4 exons. The record is from RefSeq and is a predicted model, not a curated record.
CUGUUUACAUCUGAGAGAAACAUGAGUGUGAGUGUGAGUGUGAGCAGUUCAGUGUAGUGGAGCCUCAGUGUCCAUACACCUACAUACACUCUCCUACACUCACACAUACACACACUCACACUUAGACAUGUAGAAUCUCUGUUAGUACCACCCACAUACACAGACACACACUCUCUCACACACACAGGAAACAGAAGCAUGGAUCACAGAUUAGGAGCCGGUUUGUACCCUGACAGCCCUCCCAGCCGACCCCGAGAUGUGCUGGUUAAAUCAGCAUCAGCAUAUGCGGAUAUCCAGUGGGAACAGCCUCAUCAGCCUGACAGUCCCUGCAGUGACCCGCUCCGAUGCCCACGCAGGAACAUCCUCCCUGUAGCCAGCUACGCCCCCACGCCUGAUUAUGUACAAUCAGAUGACGAUCUCAUCAAGCCCAAAAAGCUGAUUAAUCCAGUAAAGGCCUCGAAAAGCCAUCAGGAGCUCCACAGAGAGCUGCUCAUGAACCAAAAACGGGGUGUGGAGAGUAAACCAGAGCUCCAGCGUGUGUUAGAGCGGAGGAAAAGAGAUCAGAUGAUCAAGCAAAAGAAAGAGGAGGAGGAGGCCAGAAAAAAGAUCUCACCUCUGGAGCAGGAACUCCUCAAGAGACACAAACAGCUGGAGGAGCUGGAGCAGGAGCAUCAGGAGGAGCUUUCUCACAGCGCCCCGGAGUUCAUCAAGGUCAAGGAGAACCUACGGAGAACGUCGCUCAUGAGCACCGGCGAGAAAGAAGUGUAGAGAGGAGAACUGGCUUGAUUUUUCUUCGCCCUUGUGUCUGUUUCUGUCUCAUACAAAUACGAUCCUGUUGGGACAAAACCAGUGUCUCUGGGAGUCUCCUGAAAUAUGAAAGACGGACAAAAGACUGAGCUCUGAGACUUUUGAAAACAUGGACACACCAGUCCUUUUCAAAAAGGAGAUGAUAGUUUGAGACCGAUUUUUUGGUUGAAUUAUGAAGUUGUAAACAUGGACGGUGGUUAAUAUCUGGGUCUAGGCCUUCGUAGAAAGGCAAAAGCCUUCAAUUAAGUUCUAACUGCAGAUCAUUAUAUAAUAAAAUCAGUAUUAAUAGAUAUCACUGGUUUCCCAACCGCCAAAUGAGCAAUCAAAGGUUAAAACUGUGUAUUUCUGUUAUAGAAAUCAGCACAAGUCACUUUUAAGUGGAACCAAUGAUGCAUUUAUUAUUUUAGAUGUAAAAAUAACAUACAGGGCUAUAAAAAUAUUCAUCCCCAAUUCAGUAUGAAUUUCUCACAUAAUUAUUUGUCACAGAACAAAAAAUGGAACUAUUUAUGCAGCAGGUAAUUUAUUAGGUUCAUCUUUUGCUUACUCUGUACACUUUGACACCUGCCGGUAUCCCAUUUAUCAAUCUAGAGGGACCAACACAUGAACCCCAGUGGGCUACAGUCAAUAACUGUAUAGGCACAAAGUUUAAACCAAUGAAUGUAUGUGCCUAGUUUGGCGUAUCAGUACAUCUCUGUAUAAAAAAUAUAAUAAAUAACAAGUAUUUACCCCCUUAUUUAAAACACAGACUUUAUCCAAAAGACUGUGGACACCUAAGAAUGAGCUGGUUAUAACUCACAUUCCAAAAGUAUGAGCAUUCAUCAUUAAGCCCCAACCAACACGUAUGUCUGAAUUUGUGCCUAUUCAGUCAUAAGUCAGGCACUGAUACGAGAUAUAAUGUCUGGCUCACAGGUGACAUUCCAGUUCAUCCCAGUUUCAGUCAGGUGUUCAUUUAGUCAGGGCUCUGUACAUGCCACUGGGUUUCCUUCACACCAAACCCAUCAAACCACGUCUUUUAUAAACCUGGCCACAGUCAUGCUGGGACAGGAAACAGCCCUGACUUACCUGUUAUAGUGGAAAUUGUAAUACACAACAUAAUGGAUUUUAUACACAAAGUUGUGCCUAUAAUUAGAAAGGGUGUCCACAUACGUUUUGCUAUAGAGCAGGGGUGUCCAAACUUUUCUUGUUGGUGGCCAGAUGGCGUAAAAAAUGCAAACACAGGACCACAGACUCUUCUGUAAUAAAACAAGAAAAUAUAGCAGACCUACCUGAUUACUAACAACUCCACUUCCUUUUAAUUUGAUUGCAUAAAGAUCUAUCUUAAACAGUGUUGUGUAAACUAAGAUUUUGCUGAUUUCACUCACCAGUUUAUAAUCCGAAUGGGAAGAUUAUUAUGCUUCUUUAAAUGAAACGUACCCACUUCCCUCUGAACUAAGUGAAAAAAUAUUCAUCUGCGUUCACCAUCUAGUUUUCAUUUCUCCUGAGCCGCCGUGUUUAUUCAAAAACUCUGGAACAUUAAUGUAGGUGUAACGUUAAUGUUUCGAGUCGGGGAAAGAAGACGGGGAGGUUUUAGAUUUGUUUUAUGCAAUAGCGACACCCAGAGAUCAACCUGCUCAAUAGCAGCACAACUUUGAAUUUUAUUUCUGAAAUAAACAGUAACGGCUCACAAAUGGGCCUGAGUUUGGACACCCCUGCUGUACGGUGUUGAACCAUUUUUUUCCCUUCACAAAAUUCAUACCAAUUUUAAGGUCUCACCACAAGAAAAGUGGAAAUCGCCUUAAUACUUUGAUACUUGACUGAAGCAGUAAAACUCACUUUUUUGACAGACAGGUUUGAAUGUGUGUUGUAUGAUAGUUCUAAAUCUUUCCUGUGCCUUUGUGAGAGCUUAUGAGGGCGGACUGGACCGCCUGACUGUUACUGCAUUACAAUCAAUAUGGCGCAAAGUGUUCUGAGCGUCAGCUUGUCGGUGUCAGACGUGUGUUAAUACUGUAUCAAAUAUAACAGCAUGAUGAGAAAAGUUCUACUGUUAAACGUAAAAUACUUCAUUUAUUUAAGCACACAAAAGUGUUUGGAUGUUCAUAUAUGGCUUUGAUGAUCAGUAAAGCCAAUAAUUAACCAUCAAUAUUAAAUUAUCAAUAGUUCUGUAUUGUUUAAUACUGUUUUGAUGCACUAACACUCUGCUCUUACUUUUUUUGUAGUAUUUUUUAGUUCCAUAACUCAUGUACAGUACGUUUAAAUCAUGACAGACUGAUUGUUAGAAACAAGAGGCACAUAGACUGAACCCCUGUGUAAAAUAAGUAUUACUACUUUAUAUAAUAAAAACUGGGACUAAAACUAAAA